UUGAAAAGAGGUUUUUUUUUCCGUAUCCAAGUAUACUCACAAUACAUGUGUAUUAACUACUUUUUGUGUUGGAGAAGGUUUGUCAUCGAUCCCCACAGCAUUACUUGUAAUCCUCAAUCGAAAAUCGUUGCCUGUAGUUUCGAUCGCAGGUUAAUUUCUUCUUCCGGCAUCCCUGGUUUGAAGUCUGGGUUUGUAUUAGUGGUGCAAUAGAUCGAAGCUGUGAUUUUGUUUCCCUCUACUAGAAAUCUCCGUGAUUAUUUGCAUACUAGUAGUAAGUUUCUACGGUCUCUAGAUUCUGCAACAUAUAAAGUAACGUACGGUAAAUUUUAUGCUUGAAAACAUAUGGUGAUUGCGGUGGGGUUUUGUUGAUUCAAUCUUAUAGCGGAUGUUUUUGUUUGUUAAUUAAAAUAGAUCGAAAUCUUCCAUGGAAAAUCAUGAAGCUGCCUGCUGCUGGGAGAAUCUCCCAGAACUAUGUGUUUCAAUGGUCCUAGACAAGUUGGAAUCCCCCAGAAAUCUUUUUCACUUUGGGGCGGUCUGCAAGCAGUGGCAGUCAUUAUUCAAAAGUUAUGUUUUUGACACGAAAAAGAAGCGGGCAUGGCGUAAUUACGCAGUCCCCAUGUUGCUGGUCCCGCACCACAAGAGCUGGAGAAAGAAGAGAUUAUAUAGCCUUCAAGCUGAGAAAGAAGUCUCCGUUGUUAAGUUACGACAGCGUUAUGCCCAGCGGUGUUGCAGUUCUUGCUAUGGCUGGUUAGCCACGGUGAACCGCAACGCUGUCAUAACGCUAUCAAACCCUUUUAAGGAUGAUGUCCCAAACAUACUCCUGCCCGAGCUUAAGUUGCCGCAGAGGAAACCAAGAGGGCACCAGUAUGACAUUGUAAAGGUCGUGUUAUCGGCAGACCCUUGUUCGGGUGGCGGUUUUGUUGUAGGGGUAAUCUAUACCGUUUAUAAACGAGUAGCCUUUCACAAAUCAGGGGAGAAAGAAUGGGUAUAUGUAGACAUGGAUCUAUGGGUCAUCUCAGAUAUUACUUUUCAUAGGAAUUUGGUUUAUAUCAUGGGGCAUCGUACCAAUGUCAUCUCCAUUGACCUUUACAACGGUUCAGGAUCGCCCCCGCCGAAACUGAAGACGGUCGUGCCAGAACCUCCGUUGCACGACCUUGAGGCGUACUCGGAUCGAGCAUAUCUUGUGGAAUCAUCAAAGGGGAACCUGUACUCUAUUCACAGAAAACGGGAUGGAGAUGCCCAUUUAACCAAAAGAUUCGAGGUGAUGAGGCUGGUUUUGGAUGAGAAUGGGGAAUUGUUGGAGAAGAAAGAAGUGAAGAGUAUCGAUGGGGACGUGGUUUUUGUAGGAGAUAGUGUAACCAUGGCUGUUUCGGCUGCCAAGUAUUUUCCUCAAGGGAAGCCCAACUCCAUAUACUACACGGAUGAUUACAUCGAUUUAGUUAGUCCCUAUGGUCCUCAAGACAAUGGCAUUUUCCAUUUGGAUGACGAUACAGGGGCCGCUGCCUUUGGACAACAUUACCCAUUCCAAUCUUCCCACAGCCACUUGCCUCCCUAUAUCUGGAUUCUCCCACCAAUUGGUUACCUCUUGCAGCUUGAUAUACAUAGUAUAUAAAGAUCCAUUUCCAUCCUAUCCUAUUAUGUUAGUGUGUGUGUAUUUCACCUUAAUGGAAAGGGUCAUGGUAGGCCGGCUGGCCCCCAUCCCAAAUUUAGUAAAAAUGUUGAUUUUCAUUAUCCUCUAUCAACUAUUUUCAUUUAGCACUUUUGUAAGAUUUAUCUUGACGUAUAAUAAUAUAUUGUCCGCUUAGGUACUUCAGGACCGCACGACGUUAAACACGUCCACAUGAAGGGCUUCAGGUCCUGCUUAUAAACACACACACUAUCUUAUGUGUGAACGAUGUACCGCGGGAACUUCGAGUUCACGACACACCCACUUGUACGUCAAAUCUAUGCUCUUAUAGUGACUUAUGGCACUUUGAUAUAAUUUCAUAUACCCAAUUGUGAAAUUUUGUUUGUUUUCUCCCCCUCUCAAGUAGAUUAUUAGCUUGAGAAAUUAUUGUACAUAAUUACAAUAAUUUGUGGUUUACUAGGAAUUAUUUCCGUAUCCAUAGCAAUAAUUUGUAGUUGGGUCUGUUUUCACAUAGGGUCAUGCAUGUGUUUCAUUGUUUAUCAAAAUGUUUCACGUGUUUAAAUUCUAUUAUCACAAGACGACUAAAUAUACGUUUCAUACGUUCAUGAAAUGAAUAAAGAUACAAAUGUGUUUUAAACAUUUCACAAUUUAAAAAUACGGCAUAUUAUACAUGCCUAAUAUGCUAAUUUAGUGAUAGGAUAAUUUAAAACUACGGCAUAUCAUACGUGCCUAAUACUAAUUUAAAAUUACGGCAUAUAAUAUGUGCCUAAUAUACGGCAAUUAAAGAAUAAUUUAACAUAUGCACCACCUUUUUCAACGGUUUAAAAUGUAGUUUUUUCAGAUAUAUGAACCUGAAUUCAUAAGUAUAUAAGUAAUAACAAGUAUAAAAACUAUCAACUUUAAAAAAUCAUAUCAACUUCACUUUUAAUGUAAAAUUACGUUUCAAUACGUAUAAAAUUAUAUUAAGUAAAUUGUUUAAAAACGGUCCUUAUAUAAAAUACAUAUCAAUAUGUACAGUACAUGUAUUAUACACUUUAUCCUUAAAUACGUGAUUUUUUCUGAAUUUUUUCUGAAUACGUAGUUUGUUAUUUAUUGAUAAGGAAUCAUAAACAAUAAAGUAUUAACUUUUCAAUACAAUAUUUGCUUAUUUUUCAUUUAACAUUUUAGAAUUAUUUAUCUAUUUUUACAUUUCUACUACUUUUUAUAUUAUUGUUAUAUUAUUUUUCCGGAUUAUAUUGGAGGGGGUCUAUAAGUUAUGAUUUAUUGGUUAAAAGUUCGUGCUUUUAGCUUAUAAGUUAGACUUCGCAGCUUCUCAGCCUAAGCGGAACUUCUCACAUGAUCUUUUCUCUCUCUCUCUCUCUCUCUCUCUCUCUCUCUCUCUCUCUCUCUCUCUAUAUAUAUAUAUAUAUAUAUAUAUAUAUAUAUAUAUAUAUAUAUAUGAGAAGUGUGUCUUAGGCUGAGAACUGCGAAGUUUAACUAAUAGAGAAAAUAAGGUAACUUAGGAUGUUUUUACUUGGACUGUAAUUUGCUGGUCUGGUUUGGUCUGAUCUGAUCUGGUCUGGUCUGGUCUGAUUUCUUUGUAUUUUUAUAACUAUCCAAGUCUGGUCUGGACUGGUCUGGUCUGAUCUGGUCUGGUCUGGGAGGAAUUAUAGUCCAAGUAAAAACAUCCUUAUAUAACAUAAAUCAACUUAUAAAUCCAAUAACUCUAAAUCAAAAGUAUAAUUUUAGUGAUAAAUUGAGGAAGUAUGAGAUUACAAUGAAAAACACUAGUAGUAGUUGAAAAAUAUUUACAAAACAAUAUUUAUCAAAAAGAUAUUUAUUUAUUUACUAAGACAUAUAUGUCCUUAUAAACUAUUAAUACGUUAAACAUAACUUAUAAAGCCAAAUGUUUAACUUUUACAAUUUUUUAAAUAAUUUCAGAGUUCUCAGCCUAAGAACACUUCUCACCUGAUCUGCUCCCUAUAUAUAGAGAGAGAAGUGCUCCUGUCUAGCACUUCUCUAUCCGAAUUUCAUCCGAACACCUCCGUUUGGGGCGGUUGCCGGUGGAAUUUUUUGAUGAAAUAUUUUGAGCAUGUUCCUCAUCAAGUCUAGUUUAUCGUUAACGAAUUUCAGCUCAAAAUUCGAUCGGAAAGGCACUCAAAUAAUUUGUUGAAGUUAACUACGCCAAAUUAUACAUAGAAAAACGCAGUGUUUGGUGUUUAGGGUGCUAGGGGAAUAAUUUGCUAAGUCUAGGGAGUUUUGUAGGAGCCAAUUUUGGCACUGUUCAUAUGACCCAAAUGGGGUAAGAACAAUCAUUUUUUAGGAAUUUGAUGUUUUUCGAGGAUUGCGUUAUAGGCAUGGAUUCACCUGUCUACUGAACUUAGAUUGCUAAUUAUAUAAAUUUUCUUUGGUGAGACUGAGAUUAGAAUGGGGUAAUGUCUAAUAAAAAUAUGAAAAACAUAAAUUUUAUUAAAUAAUAUAGCUAGACCUCUUAUCUUGUGAAAAGAGAAUGUGAGACCCGGUCAAAAAGCAUAAGUGUUUUGCACAAUAAGAUGAGACUUGGGGAUCUUUCAAAAGAAAUGGCGUUCUCGUGCCAACAUGACAAGGAAAAACAAACCGAAUUAAAUUGGACUUGAAGGCUUUUCUAAUUCUAGCAUUAGUUCUUCGCAUACUUCAAAUAUAUGCAAAACAUCAAUAUGCAACGACGGUUUAGCUUAAUUAUACAUCACGACUACUUCUUGCAUAGAAAUAAAAGAUAGUUCAUGUUUAGUGUCUUGCGGAACUCCUUGUUCCUAAGAAUAGCCCCGAAACUUUCGAAUACACUAAGUUGCUGUCAGGUUGUUCCAAACUUCCAAAGAAAGAGACUUUUUUACCACUUACCAUCACCUUCACAAGUCCUUCUGAUCAGAAGCAAGAUUAGUUGUGUGUUGCUUUACCUUCAAGGAUGUUGUGAUUAUAUUUGUCAGUGAUUUUAGUCAGAGUACAAAGAGGUAGUUUAGAGCAGAAUUAACUUAAUUUAGUCUGUCCUUUCUGUGAAUAUACUUUUGAUUACAUGUGCAUGCUGAUGGUUAUUAAUGUCGUGUAGUGAUUUUCGUAAGUCCUGAAGUUCAGUUUGCUUGAGGACAAGCAAAGGCUUAAGUGUGGGGAGAUUUGAUAAAUUUCGUAUUUCAACAUGCAUUUGAUGCGUGUUGGGAUUGAUUUUUGCCACUUUCCCUAAUUUAAAUGAGUCACAAAACGUUUCAUUAGCUCAAGUCACGGUUUACCGGGUUUGGUUUGCGUUUGAUGUUUUUAGAAGAGAAAAUCAGGAAUUUGAACCCAGCAUCGGCGUUGGAGAUUAAUUUGAGAAGAUUUGGGACGCUUUCGAGAGAUGACAAGAAGCAUUGGAGACCCAUGGGAUGACGGGACGAUUGAGAACCAUUUUUAGAGCUAAAAGAAGUCAAAAAAUGAAGGAGGAUCGAUCAGGAUCGAACAAGGAAGAAAAGAGCAAGAAAAUGGUCCAAAAGAGGUCCGCGCGCCCUGCGCAUCUUGCCCACACGUCACGCGGAUGAUUCAGAAAGCAUGAAGUGCAAAAGUCUGAACCGCACGCCGCGUGGUUCAGAACACAACUGCAGGAGUGUCCGCAUGGUCGGGCCGUGUGGACUGGCGUAUAAUUUUGACGGAAAUUGUACGCGCUGUUUUCCGCACGGCAUGCAAACGACUGCGCAGACCGAAUUUUGUCCACUUUUGCUGAUUUCUAUAAAUUCAGCUCGUUUUUGCGUGUUAUUUAUUAUGAGCUUAGAGAGAUAAAGUCUAGAACGAAUGUUUGAGAGCUUUUCAGUCUCAGAUUGUCAACAUCUUUGGAUUAUUUGUAAGUACGUUCAAUCUUUUUAAUUAAUGACAAUUAAAUCUUUCCUUCUCAA
This is a messenger RNA of Cuscuta europaea, 5505 nucleotides long. Lineage: Eukaryota; Viridiplantae; Streptophyta; Magnoliopsida; Solanales; Convolvulaceae. The record is from the annotation of a GenBank genome assembly.